AUGUGCGACUGCUGCUCUUUCGGGCCCCGCCCCGAGACCGACGCGGACCAGUUCGUGAUGGAUAAGCCGAUUCCGUCAUCGCCGAAGAAGCCGCAGGCAGCGCUGCCAGCGAACGAGAUGCAGGAGGUCUGCGCGCCUGAGGACUUGAAGGAAAAAGUGACUUUUGUGCCUCAAAUGGAUUUAUUUUUCGACCCCAAGGAGCAGCAAAUGGUUUUGCUGCUGGACUUGCCGGGAGCAGCAAAAGAGGAUUUGGCCCUGGAGGUGGGCCAGGGCUAUUUGUGCGUGAGCGGCCCGCGGCCGCGGGGGCAUUUGAAGGAGCGCUUUGGGGAGUUGCUGCAGUUGCUGGCCCACGAGCGGCCCACGGGUUUCUUUUGCAGGCGGUUUCAGCUGCCUUGCAACGCCCUCGAGGACACUGUCAAUGCCCAGCUCAACGCCGGUGUACUGGAGAUCAAGUUCAAAUGCGUGCAGCACCAGGAGAAGCGCCGGGUGGACAUCGGGGCUGUUCCGGCGGACAAAACGGAGAAAACGGAGAAAAAAGCGGGAAAAUAA
Messenger RNA from Eimeria necatrix, 549 nucleotides. RefSeq names its product small heat shock protein 20, putative. NCBI's taxonomy places the organism in Eukaryota, Apicomplexa, Conoidasida, Eucoccidiorida, Eimeriidae. The record is from RefSeq and is a predicted model, not a curated record. Bases 1 to 549 code for a protein of 182 amino acids. The transcript has 3 exons. Gene Ontology annotation, biological process: response to salt stress; protein folding; response to heat.